GUUCGCCUCUCCCUCUCUCCCUCUUUCCCUCUUUCUCUCUGUGAUAUUCUCACAACUGCAAACUAUUAACAUGACGUUUUAUCUUCCAUGGUGCCAUAGCCUACUAUUCGUUACUCUGCUUUCGUUCUUGUCCUAUUAAACCAUCAGACAACACAUGACUUGGAACCCUAAGAGACUUACGCGCAAGGAAACGAGAUACUUGGGAGGAACAUGGCCGAAACAAAAGGCCGCCCUAAUUACGAUCUUUCCUCGUUCUUGACCUUCACUCUUCCAAAAGUCGAGCAAGAUGCAAAUUCUGCAGAACUAUCAGCGGUGCCGCCAAAAGGAGAGCCUAUCCAGGAUUCUGACAAGCAGCAGGAAAGCCAGAGCCCAGACUCCGUACCUCCAGCGAACGUAGAAAGCGAAGAUCUAAUAGACUUGGCAAAGUACGGGCCGCCGGAUGCCUUGGUCAGGCUCAACCAGGUCGUCCCUUCACAAGUCAAGGCAGUCAUCGACAGCUCCAUCGACAAUAUCCGCGCCCAAGUUGCUGCAGAGACGGAACUGCACAGGCAACAGAAAGAACAAGAGGAGAGGCGGAAGAUCGAAGAGAAAGCCUCGCAAUCUGUGGACGAGAGUAAAAUUUCUGAAACGAACCAAGUAGGACCAGAUGAUACACCGGUCUCAAAUGCUACUUCGAUACACUCCGAUUCUGAAAGCUUUUGCACCGCAUCCGAAGGGCGAACCAUGUCUCUUGAUUCGACUUCAGAGGCUGAGACCGAGGCUGUCAGCCUGGGAGCAGCAACGGAGCAGACCGGUCUGGGCGCAGGCAGCAUGGGCAGGCCCAAGUCAUCGUCAACAUUGGGGCUGCCCCCAAGAAGACGAGAUCUUCUCAAGGCUGUGUUGCAGAAAAUUGGCGAUACCGACACUCGACGUCGUGUCCUUCAUCGGUCUACCGGAGCCCUGCGCCAGUCGGAGGCCCAGUUAAGAGCAAAAUUUAGGCACGCAAGAGAAACUCUACAGCGUCAGGGCGUGGAGUCUAGUGAGUGUAUCUCCUGCUUCGAUGACUUCGCCCCCAAGAACAUGGUUCAACUUCAGUGCCACAAUUACUGCAAGCCAUGCUUCGAAAAUCUAAUAGCGCACUCGAUCGAGACUGAAGCGCAAUGGCCCCCCAAAUGCUGUCUCAAUCCCAUUGAUCACAAAAAAUGUCUCAGACACAUCUCGGGAAAACUCGAGCAGCAGUAUACAAAGAAACGCUUGGAGUAUUCAACACCAAUCGACAAACGAUAUUACUGUCCAAUUCCAGACUGUGGCGUUUUCGUUCCCGUGGAGAAUUCAGAUGCGGCCUAUGGCCGAGCCACAUGCUCCUGGGGCCAUGUGACGUGCGUCAACUGCCGUCAACAGGCACACGAUGAUGCAACCCAGUGUGUCAAGAAUCAAGACAUGAAGCUUGUCCAGAGACUUGCGCAGGAGCAAGGCUGGAAACAAUGCUAUCGAUGUCACACAAUGGUGGAACACAGGACCGCCUGCCGUCAUAUUACAUGCAGAUGUGGCGCCGAGUUCUGUUAUGUGUGCGGUAAAGUCUGGUACACGUGUGGCUGC
This is a messenger RNA of Cryphonectria parasitica EP155, 1578 nucleotides long. RefSeq lists its product as uncharacterized. The transcript has 2 exons. Gene Ontology annotation, biological process: positive regulation of proteasomal ubiquitin-dependent protein catabolic process; protein polyubiquitination; ubiquitin-dependent protein catabolic process. Gene Ontology annotation, molecular function: ubiquitin conjugating enzyme binding; zinc ion binding; ubiquitin protein ligase activity. Gene Ontology annotation, cellular component: cytoplasm; ubiquitin ligase complex. The record is from RefSeq and is a predicted model, not a curated record. Lineage: Eukaryota; Fungi; Ascomycota; Sordariomycetes; Diaporthales; Cryphonectriaceae. The annotation marks the transcript as partial.